AUGAAAUUCCUUGUACUGGCUGCUCUACUCACAGUGGCCGCUGCCUAUGGGGGCAUCAGUCCGCGGGCAGUGUGGCAGUUCCGCAACAUGAUCAAGUGCACGAUACACGGGAGUAACCCCUUUAAGGAGUACAACGACUACGGCUGCUACUGUGGCCUGGGUGGAUCCGGCACCCCUGUGGAUGAACUGGACAAGUGUUGCCAGACGCACGACAACUGCUACUCAGAAGCCAAGAAACUGGACAGCUGUAAAUUCCUCCUGGACAACCCCUACACCAAAACCUACUCAUACUCAUGCUCUGGUUCUGAGAUCACCUGCAGUGCCAAAAACAAAAAGUGCCAGGCCUUCAUCUGCAACUGUGACCGCAAGGCUGCCAUCUGCUUUUCAAAGGCCCCCUAUAACAAAGAGCACAAGAACCUGAACACCAAGAAGUACUGUAAGUGA
Molecule: messenger RNA, 444 nt
Organism: Callorhinus ursinus (northern fur seal)
Lineage: Eukaryota; Metazoa; Chordata; Mammalia; Carnivora; Otariidae
Source: RefSeq, a predicted model, not a curated record